This is a messenger RNA of Magnolia sinica, 901 nucleotides long. RefSeq names its product GATA transcription factor 1. Gene Ontology annotation, molecular function: sequence-specific DNA binding; zinc ion binding. The transcript is spliced from 2 exons. The record is from RefSeq and is a predicted model, not a curated record. Bases 148 to 816 code for a protein of 222 amino acids. Gene Ontology annotation, biological process: regulation of DNA-templated transcription. Lineage: Eukaryota; Viridiplantae; Streptophyta; Magnoliopsida; Magnoliales; Magnoliaceae.
GCAUUUCACGUGAAACUGAUGGCGUUUUGGUAAUUUCAAAGUGAAAAUAUCGUAAUCCUCUCAUCCACCAAACCCUCCACCUCUCCUCUCUCUCUCCAAAACCCUUCUUUCCCAUUAUCUGUUCUCUCUCUCUAUCUCCGCUGGCGAAUGGAGUCUCUCGACACCGCAGCGUAUUUCGUCGACGACCUUCUCAACUUCUCUUCUGACAUUGAAGAAGACCCUAACCAAAAAUAUCAAGAAAUACAAGAAGAGCAAAACCUUUCCCAGAAUGCCCCUCAAGACACCACAGUAAACGUUCAAGAAGAGGAAUAUUCCUUACCUGUUUUGGAGUUACAAGCAGAGGAAGAAGAACUUGAAUGGCUAUCAAAUGAAGAUGCUUUUCCAAAGCUCGAGUCUUUUGAACUCCCUCUUCAAGACCCAAAACACCAGAGUCCUGUUUCAGUUCUUGAGAGCAGCGUCGGGAGCUGCGGACUACGGAUUCCGGUACGGGCACGGAGCAAGAGAGGAAGACGAAAAUGGUGUGGGAUUUCAGAUUUUCUCAUCACAUGGGGUAGAGGAGAGAGGAAAUCGAUUGUUGGAGAUAUGAAAAGGAAGUGCUUGCAUUGCUUAGCAGAGAAGACGCCACAAUGGCGUGCUGGGCCGCUCGGUCCAAAGACGCUCUGCAACGCUUGCGGGGUUCGUUACAAGGCAGGCCGGCUUGUGCCGGAGUAUCGACCGGCGAGUAGCCCUUCUUUUUCCAACGAUUUACAUUCAAACUCGCACAGAAAAAUAUUAGAAAUGAGGAGAAAGAAACUGAAGGGAGUUGAAAAUGGAUAGUAUUUCAGGAAAAUGGAUAGUCUUUUUUCUUUUUUAUUUUCUUGUAGGAAUUUUAAUUAUUAAAAAAUAGUGGUAGCUUUAUUUA